AUGCCUGCUGGUCGACUCGAAGAAGAAUUCUCAUCUCCUCAUGCUGCCUGGGGGGCGUCGACUCGUCCGUUGCACCGGGUCGUCCCUCACCCCAGCCAGCAAUCCCGUUUGAGCAAGCCCGUCCUCCCAGUCUGCCGUAUCACGCGAAGGGGUUGCGAAGUCAGCCGCAAGGGUGGAGUGAAGGCUUCCCAAAUGAGGGAGUGCUGUGUGUUACACAGCGCUGCGUUCCAACGAGCUUUUUCGUAUAUGGCCUUUUUCAAGUCUUCACAUUUAAGUCCAUACAACCCCGAGACUACUGCCUCAUCGACCACCUCUACUAGCUCUUCACACAGUCAACAAUCAGCUACAGAAAGCCUUCCAACUCAUCACCUCAUCCUACACCACUGCCCUGUCUUUGUCCUCCAGGUUCCCUACCUCCUUCCUCAGGCUUCACAGCACCCACUCGACCUCUCAACCUCUCAGCCUCCAAACCAGUCAAUAUGUGCACAAUUCAGUACAUCAUCUACAACCAGUGCAGGUGCUGGGUUCCGCAGCCUUACGGACCGAACGGACAAAUACUUCGAAUCUGCAGACAAGCUGAAGAGGAACGCCUCGGCUUUGCUUGCCCCGAUUCACAGCGAGAUCACGACGUCAUUGCCAGGAGUCAGGGCUCAUGCAAAGAGUGCAUGUGGAAGCAGGUCCUGCAUUAAGCGCCCCAAGUACCAGGAGGAAGCACGAACGAGCGUAUCAGACAGCAUGGUUCUUUACAAGACGCUACCUGGACCACACCCACCUCCGGCAAGCACGAACGCUACCACAUCACUCUACCAUCUCUUGCGACUGAUUUGA
This is a messenger RNA of Didymella exigua CBS 183.55, 828 nucleotides long. RefSeq lists its product as uncharacterized. Bases 1 to 828 code for a protein of 275 amino acids. The transcript has 3 exons. The record is from RefSeq and is a predicted model, not a curated record. Lineage: Eukaryota; Fungi; Ascomycota; Dothideomycetes; Pleosporales; Didymellaceae.